Molecule: messenger RNA, 810 nt
Organism: Suillus plorans
Lineage: Eukaryota; Fungi; Basidiomycota; Agaricomycetes; Boletales; Suillaceae
Exons: 8
Coding region: 1-810 (269 amino acids)
Source: RefSeq, a predicted model, not a curated record
AUGGAAAAUACACCACUAGAGGACUUGUCCGCUGAUGAGCGGCGAGAACAUCAUGUCUUCGAGCAGCUCUUAGAUUCUUAUCCCGGCCUUUUGGAACGAUUGACAAACAGGUCUGAGGAAGAAAUCCUUCAUGUCGGAGAGCUAGUACAUUGUGAGGGAGCCGCAGGCGCAAGAGGUGACAACACGAAAACGUUGAAGUCUGCAGUACUAGAUUGGAUUGCUCUGAAAGGAGAAGCGAUCCAACCUCCCCUGCACAGAAACUCCAAGAUUGACCGCAGAUUUAACCAUGAACUUACAGGCUCCUUGCUUUGUCCCGCUGGAUUAGACUGGAACAACUCACAUGGUGAACUGUUGGUCUGCAGAGAUCAAUGGCCUGAUCCAUGGUGCGGACUCCUUCAGAGUCACUUACUUGCUUACAAGCACAUUUUUACGUCUCCGAGUUUGGUCGACAGGGAACCGAAAGCUACACGAUCCAGCAAUGCUCAUCUCCAUGGCAUGAACUCUGCCACCAUUGCAUCCAUUGCUUAUGUUGCAACCCAGGUCCGAUUCGCUCUAACCUCAUCUUUGGUGUUCUCAAGGACCGAUACAACUACAGACUCGGAAACAUUUUAUCAUAGCCUCCUGGACCUCCUAGAAGACCCCGACGAGUCAAAGGAAGUUGAUGAAUUGCUGAUAUGGUGGAAUCGUCAAGUCUUUCCCACUUCUUCUGCUGCCAAGCGCAAUAUCACCGCCAACAGUGUGUUAUCGAAGAUCCGACAAAAAUGCCUUGCAUUGAAAAAAACCUCAAAUAUGAACAAGGUUUCUAUGUAG